This is a messenger RNA of Prunus armeniaca (apricot), 1377 nucleotides long. The record is from the annotation of a GenBank genome assembly. Lineage: Eukaryota; Viridiplantae; Streptophyta; Magnoliopsida; Rosales; Rosaceae.
AUGGUUGGGGACUCAGAGGAGAAUGAUGAUUGUGUAAUGGCUGAUGAAAUGAUUUACAUACCUGAAGUCAGAAAUGAGGAAAGACCAAAAGUUGGAAUGAAGUUCGAUUCACUUGAUUUCGUUUAUGAUUUCUACAAUAGAUAUGCGUUAUUGGCUGGCUUUAGUAUUCGACGUCAUUCUAGCGGGAAGGAAAAAUACAGUAAAGAAAUUCUAAGAAAAGAAUUUGUAUGUUGCAAACAAGGCAUGUUUAAAAAAGAAGAGCCUAGGGUGAUAAAAAGACACCGAGGGAUAAGUAGAUGUGGUUGCAAGGCUAGGGUUGUUGUUGUAAAGGUUUCUGGGUGUAAGCAGUAUGUUUUCUCUCUUGUUGUAGAGGGACACAAUCAUACGAUGACACCCCCAGAAAGAGUGCAUUUUAUGAGAUCACACCGUCAUAUUUCAGAACCUGCAAAGCUACUCACAAAACAACUUGGUUCAGCUGAUAUACCUACUCAUAAAAAGAUGAGUAUUUUGGAGGUGCAAUCUGGAGGAAUGGAGAAAAUUGGUUUUACCAAAAAAGAUAUUUACAAUUUCGAAUAUUAUGAGAGUGGCCUAAUGAAGAACCAUGAUGUUGAAUUGGUGACUGAGUAUUUUUUAGCUGAACAGAAAAACAAUAGAUCAUUUUAUUUCAAGAUUGAGGGAGAUUCCAAUGACAGGCUUACUCGAUGUUUUUGGGCAGAUGCAACUUCUAGACGAGCAUAUGGGUUUUAUGGAGAUGUUGUCGUGCUCGAUACCACAUUCAACACGAACCGAUAUGGCUUGCCAUUUGCACCAAUGUUGGGGGUUAAUAACCAUGGUCAGACAAUUGUUUUAGCUUGUGCAUUUUUAAGUAAGGAAACGACUGAGUCAUUUAUUUGGAUGUUUGAGGAGUUUAAGAAAGCCAUGCCAGGUGGUGAGCCAAAAAUGAUCAUUACAGAUCAAGAUGCAGCUAUGGCUAGAGCGAUUUUUGAAGUAUUCCCCACUACAUUUCAUCGACUUUGUAUAUGGCACAUCACAACCAAGUUCUCUGAUAAACUACCACGGGCUGCUUAUGAGGAAUAUUGGAAAGAGUUUAAGGAAACCAUCUGGGAGAUUGACAAUAUAGAUGAAUUUGAAGAAAAGUGGCAUGCAAUCGUUACAAAAUCUGGUUUGACUGACCAUCCAUGGCUGAGUUCAGUUUUUGAUUUGCGAAAAUCAUGGGUUCCAGCCUAUGUAAAACAUGUUUUUGCCGCAGGAAUGUCAAGCAGUCAAAGAGCAGAAGGCUCUCAUGCAUUUUUCAAGCAAUAUAUAUCAAGGAGAAAUUCAUUAAUGGAUUUUCAUAACACGAUUUCAAAGGGCACUUUCCCAUCAACGUCAAAAUGA